AAACGACUCUGAAACAGCUAGCUGUGCGAGGAAUUAGGAAAUCACUGCGAUCAACAAUCAAGCAAGGUGAAUCAGAUCGGUGGUUUGUGCAGUGCAUAAGAGCCGCCGCUAUAGGAAUCGAAUGAGCGGUAGGGUAACAUAACACACGCCAGAGUUUCUCCGAUGGUUUGUGAUGGCGGACGGCGAGCCCGCGUGUCACCGUUUGGUGUUUCUCGGAGCCGAUCGCAGCCCGUCGCUCCUCACUGAUACGGUUAAACUCCCUGUGUUGAAACCAGGAGAAAUUUUAGCUAAAGUUCGUCUUGCAACAAUUUGCUCCUCCGAUCUUCACACCUUACACGGGAAAAGAAGGGGAGAUUAUCCUUGUGCUCUCGGCCAUGAAGGUGUGCUGGAAGUCCUUGCUCACAAUCGAGGCAGUCAGAGUAAGCUAGCUGUAGGGCAAAGAAUCACAUUCACGGUCGCUGAUGUCUGUCAUAACUGUAGCAGAUGUCGGGUUGGACUGCCCCAAAAGUGUGAUACUCUCUUCAAGUAUGGCCACAGCCAGAUCACCAGUCAGAGAAGCCUGAGCGGUUGCUAUGCAACCCACAUGGUCCUACAUCCAGGAACCUGCGUCUUUCCAAUCCCAGACCACAUCACGGAUAAGAUGGCUGCCCCAAUUAAUUGCUCCUUAGCAACCAUGGUGAACGCCGUCUCAUCUUUCUCCCACAAAGAUGCUGGCUCCAAGUCGGUUCUCUUGCAGGGAGCAGGUCUAUUAGGUGUGUAUGGAUGCUCCCUCCUUCACAGCCUUGGCUUUGGGAAGGUGUUUGUCAGUGAUGUUGAUGGGAAGAGACUGAGCACCAUACCCCUCUUUGGAGGAACUCCAAUCUUAGCAGGGGAUGAAUCGGCCUGCUUCAAUGAGAACGAACUGGAUAUUGUCAUAGAGGUAUGUGGAGUGAGCGGCAUCAUCAAGUCCGGUAUUCAGCUUCUCAAACCAGGUGGAAUCUAUGUCCUGGUUGGCCUUGUGCAUCCAGACUCUUACAUGAAUAUCACAGCGGAAGCCAUCAUCAGGAAGUGCCUCACUAUCAAAGGUAUUCACAACUAUGCCCCAGAGCACCUGGAGAGGGCGCUAUCCUUCAUGUCAAAGUUCAGCAGGAAGUACCCAUUCGAGGAGCUGGUUGGAAUCGUCUACCCAAUGUCCAAUUAUGAGACUGCCUUCCAGAAAGCGACGCUAGGGUCUUUCAGAAGAGUGGGUUUAGAUCCAAGCUUAUACUCAUAACUCUAUCAAUGUCAAUGUGAAUGAAAGCCAUGGCUGGGUCAUUCAGACGCGUGGGUUUAGACCUACUCAAAACUCUAUCAUUGUGAAUGAAAGCAAAGGCUGGGGCAUUCAGACGAGUUGGUUUGGAUCCGCGACUCAUAACUCUAUCAAUGUGAAUGAAAGCGAAGGCUGGGCCAUUCAGACGAGUUGGUUUAGAUCCAAGCAUAUAUUCAUAACUUUAUCAGUGUGUGAGAAAGGGUCAAGCCUUGCUGCUUUGCAAAAUGUGUGCCUAAAUACUGAAGCUAGUUUGUUAGUAGCAAUACUCAUAUUAGCUUAUUUUUGCAGCUGCGUUGCCUCAAUCAGGUAAGAGUCUAAUGAUCAAGUCUGUUAUACCAGAAGCAACUCAUAUUUAAUGAGUUAAUAUGACGUGUAUAUAUUAAAGAAUUCUAGUCAAUAUUGCCAAGUAGGAUAUAAUGUUGCAAUGUUGCCACAUUCUUAUAGCUUUGUAAUAGGAAUCAUUUCUGAGGCACAUCUAUAAUUGAUCCAUUUGAUGCAUCAGAAAUAUAGCCAGACCAUAAUUCAAAUACAUAAACAGACUUUUUUUUGUAUUUGAUCCAAACAUUUCAUUUUCUUUACAUUUUUUAAAAUUCACUUUGUUGAUUUGAAUACCGGUAUCCACUAAAAUCUUUUUGAUAUAUAUGCUAGAACCCAUUUUAUCCAUUCACAUACAUUUACUAAAUGAAGCAACAAACAUUUUGAUACAGUUUAAUUGAUUAUUCUAAGUACAAAUGUUAUUUCACACUCUUAUUGAGCAUAUGGUCGAUUUCACAUGCUAUCAGAAUGCAAUAUCAAAGUGUCCUUGCGAUUAAAUUUGUUAAUGCAACAGUUCACUUUUUGAAUAGUGAGUUGCGUCAUUUGGUCAACACUGAAGGGUAGAUGGGGUUUGAUAUGCCAUGCAGAAACAUUGACCUUUAGGUCUGUCUUAGUCUGUAUGCAGAUUGAAGUAAUGUAUGUAUAGUUUCAGAAGCAUGUUAUGUACAUAAAAGUGAUAAAGAUGUGUGUCUUUGAAGGUCACAUAAAAGCUACGACUAUCAAAGUGAAAGAAUGUCAAACACAGUGCCAAGAUACAUAUUGAUAUUAACAGCAAUAUCAUUUUGG
Strongylocentrotus purpuratus (purple sea urchin) is the source of this 2389-nucleotide messenger RNA. RefSeq names its product L-threonine 3-dehydrogenase. Lineage: Eukaryota; Metazoa; Echinodermata; Echinoidea; Camarodonta; Strongylocentrotidae. The transcript is spliced from 7 exons. Bases 173 to 1252 code for a protein of 359 amino acids. The record is from RefSeq and is a predicted model, not a curated record.